Messenger RNA from Zophobas morio, 5133 nucleotides. RefSeq names its product protein alan shepard. Bases 573 to 2225 code for a protein of 550 amino acids. Lineage: Eukaryota; Metazoa; Arthropoda; Insecta; Coleoptera; Tenebrionidae. Gene Ontology annotation, cellular component: cytoplasm; nucleus; ribonucleoprotein complex. Gene Ontology annotation, molecular function: mRNA binding. The transcript is spliced from 10 exons. The record is from RefSeq and is a predicted model, not a curated record.
UCACCAGAUUUGACAUGACAUUAGUUGGUAUUUACCCAAAGAAUUCUUGUGUCGUAUGCGGUUUGCUACCGCUAAAUAAAAUUGGGUGUUUCUAGUAUUUUCAUAUAAACUUGUUGUUUUUAUAUAAAUUUACAUAGUCGAAAUCAGUACAAAUCAAAUUAAAAGACUGACGUGACGUGUUUUGUGGGAUUUAGUAGUGUUUUGGGCGUUUUUGACAUCUGUCAAAGUAUUAGGAGGGCGUAUUCAUUGCCAAGGAAUCCGAGAAUUCAAUUUCAUUUUUGAUCGUUUAUUACUGAUUUUAUUUUGGGAAAAAGUGCCUUUGUCCGCAAAUGUGCACGGAAUCGGUAGUGUCCGACUCGCAGGUUCCAUCGUUUUAAGCUUGGAAAGCCUCUGGAUUCCACGGUCACCAUAUGGAUGCAGUAAAAAUUCAAUUUGUAAAUAUGUAUCUACGGUUAACGCAAUAACAUUGUCUGUGAUACACGUAGCACCCAGUCUUGAAAAAGACUAAAAGUUGUUUUAAUCGAAGACUUGCACCAACUUAGACAAAUCGUUACAACUGCUAAAAGUUGUCGAUGGCGUCUGCCUACAACGAGGACCUGAUCGCUUUGAACCAUUUUCCACGGGGUUUUCGUUUUAUUAUUUCGAAUAGUAACGGAGGCGGCGGCGGGUCGAGGACAGCGUCGUUCGGCGGCGUGAAGGGCGGUGGUGGCGGCGGUGCGCCCAUGGCCACCCAGCACCAAACAACGGGGGCCUACCGCCAGUGGGGCGGCGUCGGCGGCGGUCACCAGCACGGCCAUCCAACAACUGGAAGCACAUACUACCAACGUUAUCCCGCCACACAGGCAGCGACUGCAGCCUCGACGGCGGCGGCGGUGUCGGCCGUCGCCCAGCAGCAGCAACAGCAACAGACGCAGCAGCAACAGCAGGCCUCCUACACACCCAAUUCUACGACCACGACAACAUAUAACUCCUCGAACUCGUACGGAAAUCAAAGAGUGCCAACGGCCACGUCGCCAUCGAACACAAGUAGCUCGAGCAGUCACACAGGCAGUCAAAGCGGCACUGUAUCCACUUCACUUAGUAACAACAUGCCGAAUAACACUAACUCAUCGCCAAACAAUUCUUCCGGUUCCGAACAACUGUCCAAAACCAACUUGUACAUAAGAGGACUCAAUCCUGGUACGACAGACAAGGAUCUCGUCAACAUGUGCCAGCAGUUCGGUACCAUCAUCUCCACCAAAGCCAUCUUGGACAAAACAACAAAUAAAUGUAAAGGUUAUGGAUUUGUUGAUUUUGAAAGUCCGUCAGCCGCUGAGGGAGCUGUCAAGGCGCUGACCGCUAAUAAUAUUCAGGCUCAAAUGGCGAAAGUGGGUAUAUGGUAUCAUCAGCGUAGACAAGCCACUCAACAAGAGCAGGACCCCACAAACUUGUACAUAGCAAACCUACCCCAGCACUAUAAAGAAUCGGACUUGGACAAUCUCCUGUCGAAAUACGGUCAGGUGAUAUCGACAAGGAUCCUCCGCGACUCGAUGGGCGUGUCGAAAGGCGUCGGAUUCGCGAGGAUGGAAAACAAAGACAAAUGCGAACAGAUCAUUACGAUAUUCAACGGACACACGUUGAGUGGCUGUAAAGAACCCCUUUUGGUCAAGUUCGCGGACGGCGGAAAUAAGAAGAAAAACAUGUAUAAAAACAACGAGAACGCCAAAAUGUGGCGUGAUGGUACCGAAGGUAUGGCGGUCGCUGGGUACGAUCCCAACACCUUGGCCCAGAACGGAGUGGCGGCACAGCAUAUGAUUCCGGCAGCUAUAUCCAACUUCAGGGCACCUUAUGGACAGUACGCCAGCUACGCCCCCAGCGCGCAGUGGGUCCCCCAAUACGUAAUGCCGGCGCCGAUGCCGCCCGUCGACGACAGCUACAACCUCACCGGCCACAUGGCCCCCUACAAGAGCGACGGCCAAGGCCCCCGAGGCAUUCCCAUGAUGCUGCCCUCGCCCGAGGCGGCCGUCCAGUACACUAAUAUGAUACCUCAGGACAUGGUUUAUUUGCAGCUGACCGCUCAGAUGCAGGCCAUGCAGUUAGGCACCGGCUCGUACAUCUCGCAGCCGUACUCGUACUAUCCGUCGCACGUCAUCCACACCGUCGCCAUGGGUGACUCGGAGCACACAUCCAACGCGGCCAGUCCAGAGGAUCCAUAUCAGGCGUACCCGCCUGCACCUCCUAAAUAAGUUUCAGAUUUAGACAGAAUUUUUGCUAAAAAAGAAAAAUUAAGGUUACAUAUAUGUGGUCGCAAAGUCGACUGUGCGGAUUGUACCGGCGGAAUUAGCUUUUAAUUUGGACUCUUCCGAGUAGUCGAGGCACUGAAAGUGGUUUUCGUAGGUUUUCGUUCUUUUCUUUCUAGGAUAUAGAUAUUUAUAAAGUUAAGUGAGGGCACGAUCUGCAGAUUUGACUGUGUGGACUCUGUUUAUUAUAGUUACGUCGUUUGAUUAUUGUUUUGCUGCUGUUUUCGGUUCAUUUGAGAAAUUGGUUCUUUUCUUGAUCCAUUGUUACAAGAGUUUUUAAAAAAUGACUGAAAAUAUGUGUAAAGUAGGUAUUUUUGAUACAGUAUGUUCCUAGUUUCAACAUUGUAUUGAAAAUAUGAAAGUAACUGGUUAUCUGUGUAAGAAAACGGAUUAUUUUCUGUUAAGUUUUCGCUUAGUAUAAAAUGUGUGUACAUAUGUUGAGAGGAGCGGAUUUUUUUUCUUACAUGGAUAGAGCAUACCAACACAUUAAAAAAAAUGUAGAAUUUUUAGAUAAGUAGAUAAUGAAAGGCGAAGAGCACGAAACAUCGUUUUUAAAAACAAAGGUCUGACGGUAGAUAGCUUAAAAUACAGCAGUGAAAUGAUGAAACCGUAUUUGAUCUUCCCAAGCCAAAACGGCAUAGGUUAGGUAAAUUAGCAAUUUUAUUUUUUGAUGAAGAUCUACAUAGGUAGUUGUGUGCGCAACGCAGAUGCGAUAAACUGCUCAUUGAAAUCAAAUAAUUCUUCCUAAUUACCAUCUAUACAAUAUGAACUGAACUUCCAAUAAUGUCUUAAUUUAUUUUUUGUUUAUUAUUAUACAGUUUAUGUAGAGUUUAAUUUAUUUGAAGCUUUUCACUUGUCAAAACCACCGUUCGUUUCACCGACCGACCGACACCAGUCAAUAGGGUUCUACAGUUUGGGGUAGUUUUGUUGAGUGGAAGGCGCCUUGUAAUAUAUGAUUUUCGACUUGGAUAACCAUCAGUUUGACAUUCCAGUGUCUGAACGUAACAGAAAUUAUUUAUUACCAACUUCAUUUACAAAAGUUUCCCCUUUGUACAGUUUUUAUAUAGUGCAAUUUUGUUUUAUUUUUAGAUUUAUUUAUAUUUAUAAUAUAUUUAAAAUGGAAAGUAUAAUAUAUGAUCGGGAUUCUUUUCUAAAUGGACUGACUUUCUCUAUUUAUUUUGAUGAUAGGUAUGCUACGACUGAGACAGCUGUGAUUUCUUUAUUUUUGUGUCGAUUACGUGUUUUUAUUUUCUUUUUUUCUUUUUUUUUUUUUUAAUCGUUUGGACGUGUAUUGGAUUGGUUGGGUCGUAGUGUAUUUGUCAUGAAGUCGACAUUUUCGGUUUUUUACAAUUGUGACACAAGCCUUUUUGAAAAUCGAGACGAGGCUACCUGGUCUUCAAGCUCCUUCUCCUCCCCGAUGUUUUCGUUUAGUGUUGUCUUAUUAUCACCAGAGACGAUUCCGUUAUCGCUUUUUAUUUAAGUGUAAAAGGCCAGGUUUUAGAAUGGAUUUUACUACACGUUAUAUUGAAAUCGUGCCUUUUCAGAUUGUCCAUUGACAGGGAUAUACUGAAAUAUUUUAAUAUAUUUUUUUAACUCGGUGUUUUCAUGAAAACCGACAACCAAAUUUUUAACUUCUAGUUGUUUCUAUGUUGUAGACAGUUGUAACGUUCGUUUCCGUUGUUCAUUUAGAUUUCAUUGGAGGUCAGGGUAUAGUGCGAAGACACAUUAUAACCACUGCUAUUGCAGAGUAGUGUCUUUUACGGCCCUCCAUCCAAAAUUCGUUUGUGUGUAAUAGCUAAGCUAACAAAUUUAUAGGGGAUUUUUCGAUUAUCUGCUCGGCCUUCGGGGUUAAAGAAAAAUCCAUACCGUAAUGCUUAAAUAUGCCUUAUAUAGAAGUUCAGAGUAAAAAAUUAAAAAGAAAAUGCUUAUGACAACACGGCGACUUGAUGACCAUACAAUAUUUGAUUUGGACUAGGUAGACACACCAUCGACAUUUGUACACUGGUCGACCCACGUGACUCUCGGUGCUCCUUUUUAUUUUUCGUAUGUUUUCCGCCAUCGUUGUUUUGAUUGGAGGUCGCGUGGGUCGCCACACGCCCUUCCCUCCCAAAUCUCGUACUGAAUGCCUAUGUAAAGUAUAUUUGAGGAAUAGCUGAAACCAAAUAUUGUAUUGACAACACUUACACUAAUACGAGAAAUUUUUACAUUGUUAACUGAUAGGCUCAGUUUAUUUUUGGUAUACCGGUACCACUCGCGGGUGGUAUAUUAACUAUUUUUAGACCGUAUUAACGAUGAAGUCAGCGACUACCUAUUAUAAGUCUCGGCUGGACUAAGCUCCAGCCACUGUAUAAAGUACGCGGAUGACCGCACUUAAGUUAAGGAUAGCUUGUAGAGUAGCUUAGAGUGUUUAGUUUUAGGCUUUAGCUUAGAUAGUGUUAAGAUAAAGAAAUAAAACUAGUUAGAUAGUAGGUUCUAGGCGUAAGAUGAAAGUGAAUCAACAGAUGAGUUACGACGUUGGCCUGGGCUGAGGCGCGAGAGCGGUUUUUAGUUAGUGUUUAUAUAAAUAUAGUAUAUAUAAUUCAUGCUGGAUUAGUGGCCACGUCUAGCAGCAAUGUCCUAUUGACUUGUUGGUGAGGAGUGGCUGGACUCCAGGUGGUGUUUAGUCAUAAAGGUGCAUCGCUGCGAGCCUCAGCCGAUGCGGAGACUAAUUGAAUGUCUCGUCGUUGAAUACGUUAGCAUAAGUAAGUGUUUUUUAUUGUUGAUUAAGUUAAAUCUGUAUGUUUGUUUUGAAUUCUUUUGUAUUGUAAGUCUAUUUCCUUUGUGUUGGUAAUAAAUUGUAUUUGUCCAGGCACAA